AUGUGGGGAAAGCACACAAAUAUCUUCCAUCUUACAACCCCGCCAAUCGAUUGCUAUCCCUCUACGACCAAUAUAACACCUUUCUCAUUAUCUGGCGGUAAGUCCCCUACCUUCUCACUCUUGUCUUUCGCACUUUGCAAUUCUGCUCAAGAUUCUGUUAUAUGGCUGUUAUUGCGCUUUGCUCCUCUACAAUUUACUGUAUCAACCGCAACUACACUAGUCGUACCGCUAGGGAUGGUUCAACAAGUUAUACUCUAUCUCUAAAGUAUUCUAAAUGCUUCAAAGUGUCAAAGAAUUUGAGUCCUCCAUCUGGGUCAAUGGUGGAAUGGAAGAAACGUAGGAGAAAACUUGUGGGUGUUUGUGGGUUUGUGAUUAGAAGUUCAUUGGAUGCUGAAAAUUUGGUGGAUAGUUUGAACAGCAGCAUGUCUGAUGAGGAAAUUACUAGGGUUCUUAAGUCAAUAUCAGACCCAAGUGAAGCUUUGUCUUUCUUUAAAUCAGCUGCCGAGCUUCCUAAUCUUGUUCAUGGUACUGAAUCCUGUAAUUAUAUGCUUGAAUUGUUGAGGGUGAAUCGGCGAAUGGGUGAUAUGGCUGCUGUGUUUGAUGUAAUGCAAAAGCAGAUUAUUUAUAGGAAUAUGAGUACUUACAUGACCAUAUUUAAAGGGCUUGGCAUUAAGGGUGGGAUAAGACACGCUCCUUUUGCACUUACUCUAAUGAGAAGAGGUGGGUUUGUUUUGAAUGCCUAUUCAUAUAAUGGGCUGAUUGAUUUGCUUUUAAAAUCUGGGUAUUGUAGAGAGGCUUUGGAAGUUUAUAGAAGAAUGUUGUCCGAAGGGAUUAAACCAAGUCUCAAGACUUACUCUGCACUUAUGGUGGCAUUGGGAAAACGAAGGGAUACCAAAAAUGUUAUGGGGUUGUUGAGAGAGAUGGAAUGGUUGGGACUCAAGCCAAAUGUGUAUACUUUCACCAUAUGCAUCAGGGUGCUUGGUAGAGCAGGAAAGAUAGACGAAGCUUUUGAAAUUUUUAAGAGAAUGGAUGGGGAGGGUUGUGGACCGGAUGUUGUUACUUACACUGUUCUAAUUGAUGCCCUUUGCAAUGCAGGAAAACUUGCAAGGGCGAAGGAAAUGUUUGUAAAGAUGAAGUCUAGUAGUCAUAAACCUGACCGUGUUACUUACAUUACUUUGAUGGAUAAAUUUGGUGAUUGUGGGGAUCUGGAAUCAGUUCAAGCAUUUUGGACGGAGAUGGAGGCGGAUGGUUAUGUGGCAGAUGUUGUGACUUUCACUAUUUAUAUUGAUGCCUUAUGCAAAGUUGGAAAAGUUGAUGAAGCAUUUGUUACCUUGAACUCCAUGAAAAGUAAAAAUAUUUUGCCAAAUCUUCAAACAUAUAAUACCAUGAUUCGUGGGCUAUUGAGAGUUGACAAAUUAGAUGGGGCAUUAGAGUUGUUUGCUAGCCUCGACUCUCUAGGUAUUAAACCUACUGCUUACACAUACAUACUUUUCAUUGACUAUUAUGGGAAGUUGGGGGAACCUGAUAAAGCUCUUGAAACCUUUGAGAAGAUGAAGGUCCGAGGAGUUGUGCCUAAUGUUGUUGCAUGCAAUGCAUCUUUGUACAGUCUUGCAGAACUCGGUAGGAUUGGGGAGGCUAAAAAGAUGUUUUAUGAGCUUAAGAAGAGUGGUCUUGCUCCAGAUUCAAUUACCUAUAAUAUGAUGAUGAAGUGUUUAAGUAAGGCUGGGAAAAUUGAUGAAGCAAUACAGUUACUUCAUGAGAUGGUGGAAAGUGGGUGUGAUCCGGAUGUGAUUGUAAUCAAUUCUUUGAUUGACACGCUUUACAAGGCUGAGCGGGUGGACGAGGCUUGGGAUAUGUUUCACAAAAUGAAAGAGAUGAAUCUUUCGCCUACUGUCGUAACCUACAACACAUUGUUGGCUGGACUAAGGAAAGAAGGUAGGGUUCAGGAAGCUAUCAAAUUAUUUGAAAGCAUGGCCUCAUGUGGGUACCCUCCAAACACAAUUACUUUUAACACCCUUCUGGACUGUAUUUGCAAGAAUGACGGGGUUGAUUUGGCUCUGAAAUUUAUGAAUGAAAUGACUUACAAGAGUUGUAUGCCCGAUCUUUUUACUUACAAUACAAUCAUUUUUGGUUUAACAAAGGAAAAUAGAGUCGAAGACGCAUUCUGGUUCUUCAAUCAAAUGAAGAAAAUGCUCAAUCCAGAUUGUGUAACUUUAUGCACAAUACUUCCAAGCAUUGUGAAGUAUGGAAAGGUUGAUGAUGCUUUGAAAAUCACUGAGGACUUCAUUCAUCGUGUCAGAAAUAGACCUGAGAGGAUUUUUUGGAAAGAUCUCAUGGAAGGAAUCACAAGUGAAGCUGCAUUAGAUAAUUCUAUCUGCUUUGUGGAAGGGUUGAUAUCCAAUGGAACUUGCAUCAAUGAUUCGGCAAUGAUUCCUCUUAUUAAAACUUUGUGUAAGCAGAAGAAAACUCUCGAUGCUCAUGCAUUGUUUUUGAAGGUAACAAAAGAUUAUGGAAUUCAACCAACACUAGAAGCAUACUAUCCAAUGAUUGAUGGUCUUCUUGAUGAUCAUCUUCAUGAAAAGGCUUGGGAUCUAUUUAAGGAAAUGAAGAAUUCUGGGUGUGUUCCAGAUGUUUUCACCUAUAACUUGCUGUUAGGUGAUCUUGCUACCUCUGGGAGAGUUGAUGAGCUAUUUGAUUUGUACGAGGAGAUGCUUUGCAGGGGAUGUAAGCCUAACACAAUAACUCACAAUAUACUGCUUAGUGGUCUCGUGAAGUCGAAUAGUUUAAAAAAAGCAAUGGAUAUGUAUUAUGAUCUUAUAAGUGGAGGUUUUUCUCCUACUCCUUGCACAUGUGGUCCACUGAUCGAUGGUCUCUUAAAGCAUGGGAAAUUAGAUGAAGCGAAGGACUUCUUUGAUGAGAUGGUGGAGUAUGGAUGCAAACCCAAUUGUGCUAUCUAUAACAUCCUAAUGAAUGGGUAUGGAAAAUCUGGUGAUGUGGAGACUGCUUGUAAUUUAUUCGAUAGGAUGGUCAAAGAAGGAAUAAGACCAGAUUUAAGGUCCUACACCAUUCUCGUAGAUUGCCUCUGCCUGGUAGGGAGAGUGGAUGAUGCUAUGUGCUACUUUGAUCAAAUGAAGGAAACUGGUCUUGAUCCAGACGUAAUUUCCUACAACCUCAUGAUCAAUGGCCUUGGGACCGUACGUAGAAUAGAUGAUGCUUUGGUACUUUUUGAUGAGAUGCGGAGCAGAGGGGUUUCUCCAAAUUUGUAUACCUAUAAUGUUUUGAUUCUUAAUCUUGGGAUUGUUGGAAAGAUAGAGGAAGCAGGAAGGAUGUAUAGAGAACUUCAAGUUAUGGGUUUGGAGCCGAAUGUGUUCACAUAUAAUGCUCUAAUUCGAGGGUAUAGCCUUGCAGGAAAUCCUGCCCAUGCAUAUGCAAUUUAUGAGAAAAUGAUGGUCGGGGGUUGCAUCCCCAACACUGGGACAUUUGCUCAGCUUCCUAAUCAAUCUUGAUGUUUCCAAGGUUCUUCAAGGACUAUGGCAUACUUGUGAUACUUAUACUAGUGAAGAUCAUGAGCUGCUCAUCAACAGAGGCUACGUAGUUGAUUGAAGGCUAUGGAUCUUGUACAUGUUAGUCAAGUAGUUAUUGCAGAAGAUCUGUUUUGGUGAAAGCAAUUCCGUUGUUAAUAGGAUGAUGAUAACUUAAGCAUACAGAGAGUUGUGCCAGAAAUUGUCUGUGAAUAUCAUAUAAUCAAAAGAACUUGGGUCCAGAGUGAUGAGGUUACGGAAGGGAAUGCUCUCAUCUAAUGCGCUAAGCUCAUAUGAAAUUUUGAAGAAUCCGUUGGAGAUGCUCUUAGACGGGAUAUGAAGUGACUGAAAAUGAGGACGAACGGAUAUGAUCGACAACUUCUUAAAGCCAAUUCAGAAUCUGAGAGGAUAUUGGGGUACAACAAAUGAGAGGUGCGUCACUUUCAGGUUAAUAUCUCAUUUUGUUUGUUGGUGGGCUUUUUAUCUUUUGACAUUUGCUAAAUGGUUUUGUACAGAAUGAUUAACUGGUU
This is a messenger RNA of Cynara cardunculus var. scolymus (artichoke), 4051 nucleotides long. RefSeq names its product pentatricopeptide repeat-containing protein At4g31850, chloroplastic. The record is from RefSeq and is a predicted model, not a curated record. Gene Ontology annotation, molecular function: protein binding. Bases 162 to 3506 code for a protein of 1114 amino acids. The transcript is spliced from 4 exons. NCBI's taxonomy places the organism in Eukaryota, Viridiplantae, Streptophyta, Magnoliopsida, Asterales, Asteraceae.